AUGGAUGAGUUGAACAAUGUGACGAGCAGCAUAUCUGAGCAAGCUUCUCAGGUGAUCGGCGAGGCAUCUAGCCACAUUGGGUAUCUGCAGAGUAUUGGGUUAGCCAAGAGUUGGUGGUGGCCUCCGGACUUAGUUCAGCACAUGCUGGAAACCGUGCACGUUUACACAGGCUUACCUUGGUGGGGAACGAUUUGUACUGUGACGAUUGCCGUUCGUCUGCUAAUGUUUCCUCUAUAUGUGAAGUCGUCUGAUACCAUUGCUCGCAAUUCUCAUAUAAAGCCUGAACUAGAUGCCAUAAACUCGAAGCUAAUGUCCAGUACUGAGUUGUCUGAAGGUCAGAAAUACGCUCUGCAGAGGAAGAAGCUUCUCAGCGACCAUGGCAUAAAGAACAGAUGGUUGGCGGCGCCUAUGCUACAAGUUCCUGUUGCUCUGGGUUUCUUUAGCGGUUUGCGAGCCAUGGCAAAUCAUCCUGUGGAUGGGUUUGUCAACCAAGGUGUCGCUUGGUUUACCGAUCUGUCACAGGCAGAUCCUUACCUUGGUCUACAGGUUAUUACUGCCGCUGUUCUUAUCUCAUUCACAAGACUUGGUGGAGAGACCGGUGCUCAACAAUUCUCUCCCGCUAUGAAGAGGUUUUUUACUAUCUUGCCAUUAGUUUCUAUUCCCGCAACAAUGAAUCUUUCCGCAGCUGUUGUGCUAUACUUUGCUGUUAAUGGUAUGUUCUCAGUUCUUCAAACUCUAACUUUAAGGAAUAAAUGGGUGAGAAAGAAGCUGAACAUUGCAGAUGUCGUGAAGCACCCUCAGACAUCCGAUGGUCCUCCUAAGGGCAUUAUUGAAACCUUCAGAGAAAACAUGGCCAAAGCUAGAGAGCAAGCACAAAGGAGACAGGCCAUGCAAGACAAAGAGAAGGAGCUACAAGAGUUAUCGAAAGAGCUGAAGAAAAAUUCCAAGAUCAAAAUUGUUCACAAGUCUGAUUUCAACAGAUCGAAUUAG
This is a messenger RNA of Torulaspora globosa, 990 nucleotides long. It is a transcript of the gene OXA1, whose product is annotated as membrane insertase OXA1. Gene Ontology annotation, molecular function: membrane insertase activity. The transcript has a single exon. Gene Ontology annotation, cellular component: mitochondrial inner membrane. NCBI's taxonomy places the organism in Eukaryota, Fungi, Ascomycota, Saccharomycetes, Saccharomycetales, Saccharomycetaceae. Gene Ontology annotation, biological process: protein insertion into mitochondrial inner membrane from matrix; mitochondrial respiratory chain complex IV assembly. The record is from RefSeq and is a predicted model, not a curated record. Bases 1 to 990 code for a protein of 329 amino acids.